CAGUGUACGUUUUCAUAGGGGCAAAAAUUUUUUAGCCCAUGUUUUAGGAAAUACGAGCAAAGUCGAGUCUUGUUUCCUGAACACGCUUUAAACUCUGCAGAAUCUCAUUGUUACUCUCUCAGGCUUUAUGUAAACUUUUACUCAGGAAGACAAUGUACAUACUGUUUUCUAGUAUGCAGGUAUGAGGUUUUUCCUAAUAUAUAUAUAAAAAAGAAAAAGCUUUGUCGUGUACAGUGUAAAUUCACGUUUUGUGUAAAACAGUAACGUAUUCUGUUUUCGCUCAUUUUAAAUGAUUUCCUCCUUUUGUUUGGUUAGAUUAUUCAUAUUUUUUUGCGCACUUGAAGAGACCCUUGUUUGACUCUGUGCGUGAGAAAGACAGAGAGAGAGAGCCGUUACAUUUACUUAAAGGCUGUUUGUAGGCGUGCAGACAUGUAAAUACGCCGUCAGUACCUCAUCUUUCCAUCCCCACAACUGUGCCGUCUCAUAAACAGGUUCUUCCAAAACAAAAAGCCCUCUGGACAUAUGGAUUCCUGAUAGAACUGCGCUUCGACGCAGAUCUGACUAAAUAAACCUCAACCAUUUUUGGAUCAGUUCUAACUUUUCAUGGUGGAAUCAUGAACUCCCAAAGGACUAGUUUGUGAUGAGGAUCCUCAUAAAGAAAUUUUUACAGGCGUGAUGGAAGCAUCGCAUUUUGUUGCUGUAGCUCCAACAACGAUCACGAAGACCUCUGAUACAACAUACCUGAGCAGAAUGUUCAAGAAGUACCAAAGUAACCAGGUCAUCGUAGACCACUACAACUUCACCGGAAAGCUGACUGGGAACAGGUACACAGAAGGCAUGAAACCUGUAAACAUUGUGUUCCUUAUUAUCUGUCUGCUAAUUGUGUUGGAGAAUGCAGUGGUUCUUGUAGCUAUUUGGAAGAACAAAAAGUUCCACAUGCCCAUGUACUACCUUCUGGGCAACCUGACUUUUUCAGACUUGUUGGCAGGAUUUACCUACAUGGUGAAUAUCAUAACAUCAGGGGCCAACACGCUCACAAUGACACCUGUCCAAUGGUUCAUUAGAGAAGGUGGUGUUUUCAUCACAUUAGCUGCGUCCAUCAUUAGCCUCUUGGCCAUUGCUAUUGAGCGGCAUGUGACUAUGGUGCGGAUGAAGCCAUACCAAGGGGCCAAGCGUGGGCGCAUGUUUGCUCUGAUUGGCGUAAGUUGGGUGCUCUCGAUCAUUCUGGGUCUGCUACCCAUUAUGGGCUGGAACUGCAUGGGUAUCCUGAACCAGUGCUCGACCGUCCUGCCUCUGUACUCCAGGAGCUUCAUUCUCUUCUGCAUUACAGUCUUUUCUGCUGUAUUACUGGCUAUUGUGGUCCUCUACGUCCGUAUCUUCCGUGUUGUAAAGUCCAACACACAGCGGCUGGCUGGUGCUCCACAGCGUAAAGGUUUUGCAAAGAAGUCCCAGAAGUACAUGGCACUGUUGAAGACAGUCACCAUAGUGCUGGGUGUUUUUAUCGCCUGCUGGCUCCCACUCUUUUUUCUCUUUUUAUUGGAUUUUUUUUUUCAAGCCCAAAGCUGCCCGGUACUCUUAAAGGCAGAGUACUUUCUUGGACUUGCGAUGAUUAACUCAUUGCUUAAUCCAAUAAUCUACACAUUAACCAGUAAAGACAUGUGUAAGGCCAUACUGAGACUGCUCUGCAGCUACUGCUUGAUCACAAAAGAUGGACAGGUGAGGAAGAUUGGAAUAACGUUCCUGGAGUGCAGCACAAGUAAAACAGAGAUGCCAUCACACAGGCUAGAGGGCCUGGAGACGGUCUCCACUGGGAAUUUUACACCAUCUACUAUCAAAGCUAUUUUUCCCAAAAUAUCAAAGAGUGUAGUUUUGGGACAAUAAUGUUAAGGUUGAGUUUUAUUGAGGCCUGGUAUAAUGAAGGGUAUCUUGAGAGAAUGAGCCAGUUGGUCAGAGUGUACUGAAAAGAGCAUCCUUUACUCCCGAACUGAUUACAUAGCUUUAAUAACUGUAUAUCAAGGAAAGCAUUAGAGACAGACAGCCUCAGAACGUAUUACAACUUUCAGUAUGGGCCUAACCAACAUUUGAGAACUUUCUUGUGUUCUAAUUUACUAUGAGAUGAUGAAAGUGACGUUGAGGAUUUUAAAAAAUAACUGUGCUCUCUUUAAAUCCAAUAUGGUGUGAAGCAACAUGCACUUAAGCGCAAACAAAAUGCAAGUAUGACAUAGUGGUAGAUAUUACAGUAACUGUGAUUUUGGGGUUGUCCACCAGUGUCUUUCAUGUCACAUGAUAUUUGUUAAUGUGCUUCAAGUUAAGCACCUACCAUAUGGUCUAAAAGCGAAGAUAUUGUGCUUCGGGAAAUAUUUUGGUUUCUACACCAUGCAGUGUUCACUAAGAUCUGGUGCAUGCAAAAUUAACUUUUCAUAUAUCCUUGGACAGCAAACAAGACAGACUGAAGGUAAUGUAGCUAAUAUCCCCCCCAGCCUUCAGUUUAAUGGGAGUGCACUUUUGGGAAUUAAUGGCAGUUUCAUUAUCAUACCAACAAACAUGGUCAAGCCAUCCAUUUCUACAGUAACUACAAAUGUUACACAGUAAAAACAUUUUUGUAGCAAUUGCAUUGGAAAGAAAAUAAACUUUAUGGGAUGAUGACAUGUUUUGUAGCUGAUUAGAAAGUGAAAAAUCCAGUGUUAAUGUUUAUAUAUAUAUAUAU
This is a messenger RNA of Ictalurus punctatus (channel catfish), 2707 nucleotides long. It is a transcript of the gene s1pr5a, whose product is annotated as sphingosine-1-phosphate receptor 5a. The record is from RefSeq and is a predicted model, not a curated record. The coding region runs from base 676 to 1881 and encodes 401 amino acids. Gene Ontology annotation, molecular function: sphingosine-1-phosphate receptor activity. The transcript is spliced from 2 exons. NCBI's taxonomy places the organism in Eukaryota, Metazoa, Chordata, Actinopteri, Siluriformes, Ictaluridae. Gene Ontology annotation, biological process: G protein-coupled receptor signaling pathway. Gene Ontology annotation, cellular component: membrane.